AUGAGUUCCCUCCGAUUCCUUGACCUGGUCAAGCCGUUCGUGCCGUUCCUCCCUGAGGUUCAGCAGCCGGAGACCAAGAUCCCCUUCAACCAGAAGAUGAUGUGGACGGCCCUCACGCUCCUCAUCUUCCUCGUCAUGAGCCAGAUGCCCCUCUACGGCAUCGUCUCCUCCGACAACUCGGAUCCGCUGUACUGGCUGCGCAUGGUCAUCGCCAGUAACCGUGGUACGCUCAUGGAGCUGGGCAUCACCCCCAUCAUCUCCUCGGGCAUGGUCUUCCAGCUCCUCGCCGGUACCCACAUGAUCGACGUCAACCUCGACCUCAAGUCGGACCGCGAGCUCUACCAGACCGCCCAGAAGCUCUUCGCCUUCAUCCUGUCCGCCGGCACCGCCACCGUCUACGUCUUCACCGGCCUCUACGGCCCGCCCUCCGACCUCGGCGCCGGCAUCGUCUUCCUCCUGAUCCUCCAGCUCGUCGUCGCCGGCAUGAUUGUCAUCCUGCUCGACGAGCUUCUGCAGAAGGGCUACGGCCUCGGCAGCGGCAUCUCGCUGUUCAUCGCCACCAACAUCUGCGAGUCCAUCAUGUGGAAGGCCUUCUCCCCGACCACCAUCAACACCGGCCGCGGCCCCGAGUUCGAGGGUGCCGUCAUCGCCCUCUUCCACCUGCUCAUGACCUGGCCCAACAAGCAGCGCGCCCUCCAGGAGGCCUUCUACAGGCAGAACCUCCCCAACAUCAUGAACCUGCUGGCCACCAUCCUGGUCUUCGUCGCCGUCAUCUACCUCCAGGGCUUCCGCGUCGAGAUCCCCGUCAAGUCGUCUCGCCAGCGUGGCGCCCGCGGCUCGUACCCCGUCCGCCUGUUCUACACGUCUAACAUGCCCAUCAUGCUGCAGUCGGCGCUGUCCUCCAACGUCUUCCUCAUCAGCCAGAUGCUGUACUCGCGCUUCUCCGAGAACCUCCUCGUCCGCCUCUUCGGUGUCUGGGAGGCCAAGGAUGGCUCCUCGCAGCUGCACGCCGCCUCCGGCCUCGUCUACUACAUGUCCCCCCCGCUCAACUUCAAGGACGCGCUCCUCGACCCCAUCCACACCGCCGCCUACAUCGUCUACAUGCUCGGCGCCUGCGCUCUCUUCUCCAAGACUUGGAUCGAGGUCUCCGGCUCCAGCCCCCGCGACGUCGCCAAGCAGCUCAAGGACCAGGGUCUCGUCAUGGCCGGCCACCGCGACCAGAGCAUGUACAAGGAGCUCAAGCGCAUCAUCCCCACGGCUGCCGCCUUUGGCGGUGCCUGCAUCGGCGCCCUCUCCGUCGCCAGCGACCUGAUGGGCGCUCUCGGCUCCGGCACCGGUACCCUCCUUGCCGUCACCAUCAUCUACGGCUACUUCGAAAUCGCCGCCAAGGAGGGAGAUCUGGCCGGCAUGAAGGGCAUGAUCAUGGGGUAA
Molecule: messenger RNA, 1431 nt
Organism: Purpureocillium lilacinum
Lineage: Eukaryota; Fungi; Ascomycota; Sordariomycetes; Hypocreales; Ophiocordycipitaceae
Product: translocon subunit
Biological process (GO): post-translational protein targeting to membrane, translocation; SRP-dependent cotranslational protein targeting to membrane, translocation
Cellular component (GO): membrane; Sec61 translocon complex
Molecular function (GO): transmembrane protein transporter activity; ribosome binding; signal sequence receptor activity
Source: RefSeq, a predicted model, not a curated record